UGAGUCUCUAUCGAACAAGCCCAAUUAAACUGAAAUUUAUUGGAUAUUUAAGUGUGUUCAAUAUGUCCACCAUAAUGGAAAGAAAGGAAUAUAAAGUAUCAUUAGAUGAUCAAAUAAAUGGUAUGAAAGAAGCAAAAGAGAUUUGUAAUGCAACGAUUCAAAAACAUGGACCAACUGAAGAUCUACUAUGUCCACCUAUCUGGGAUCAUAUUAUGUGUUGGAGAUCUGCCAAACCCGGAACCACUGUUUCUGCACCAUGUCCUAGUUACAUAGACAGGUUCCUCAUCAAUGGUUUUGCCAAAAAGACCUGCACCAAUGAUGGUACAUGGUACCAGAAUCCACAUACCAACAGAAGUUGGACUAACUUCACUAACUGUAUACAAAGUGAAGCCAGUCAAAACUUACUAAAAAAAAACCUAAAUUAUAUACAGACUAUCUCGAUGGCAGGUUAUGCGCUUUCAAUUAUAUCCCUAAUCAUUGCAGUAAUUAUGCUGCUUAGACACAGAUACAGUAUAGGUUCUAAAAGACCAAGAUCAAAGAUAACAUCUCUACAUUUAAAUUUGUUCAUUGCGUAUUGCCUGAGAUCCAUCGCUUCACUUUUGAUGGAACAUAUAUUUUCUAUCAGCGCUAAACAUCAGGCAGGGGAGAUCACUGAAACACAGAUCCAAAACUCGGUCAGUAAUAUUAAGGACAUUAUAAUCAUGUACUAUGUGUUUUUGUAUGACAUGCGUCAUGCAUGUAACAUAAGGUUUUUAGACAUAACAACGGGAAGGUUUGUCAAAACAAACUGACAUAGAAGAAAUGUGUUGUCAUGGCAAAAUUCGCUUUUCAUAAAUAAUAAAUAAUUCGCGUUGGGAUGUGUUAUGUAUAUGUUUCUGUAAAACUACACAAUAGCCUGUUCAUCAUAUACCCCCAACAAUUUAUCUGACUCAAUCCAAAGUCAUUUUUCACGGAAAAUGGGCAUUUAUAUUUAUGGUAGCUGGUAUGGUAUAACGUGAAUCUUUACUAUAAAUAGUAUAUUUAUAAUUUGAUAAUUAAUAUAUUAUUAUAUUUUUCAUUUCUUGAUCAUUUACAUGGACUCUGUAGUACUUUUCUGAGAUUUUUAUCUCUCAAAUUCUAUCCAAAAGAAAGCAAAUAUUUACUUUGAUUUACAGUGGCAAAAAUGGCAAUUAAAAAAGAAUUAUAAUGAAAACGUAAUUACCUUACAUGUAAGUAUAGUACUUGAUUUUUAAUUUUUUAAAUUUGUCUUAAUUUUAGGACUAUAAUUUUAUACAUACAUGUAUGUUGUAUUUUCUGAGUUAGAACAUUCUCAUCAUGUAACGUAUUUAUUGCUUAAUAUGAUGCCAUUAUUGUUAAUGGGGACACCAGUGUCCCAGUAAGCAACACAUUAAAAAUCGUGUAAUUGUCAAGAUAUCUGCAAAAUUGAGAAGACUGAAAAUGGGGAAUGAAAUAUAUGGAGGUAAUGAACAGUAUUCAAACAACAAUCAAACAAAUACACAUUUUGGAGCGGAGCUGAGCAAACACAGGCCUCUAAGAUAUCAGAGGUGGGAUCAAGUGCCAUGGAAGAGGGAGCUUCCCCUGCAAACCAGUUUCAUCCACCUCUUUGAAUCAGGAAAGAAAGGGAAAAUCUGUGGACAAUUCCGUAAUUAAAGACUGAUAAAAGUAAGAGUUCUGGUAAAAUAGACGAAUUCCGACUUGGACAAAAUUAUAAACCA
This is a messenger RNA of Saccostrea cuccullata (small rock oyster), 1715 nucleotides long. RefSeq names its product parathyroid hormone/parathyroid hormone-related peptide receptor-like. Gene Ontology annotation, biological process: adenylate cyclase-modulating G protein-coupled receptor signaling pathway. The record is from RefSeq and is a predicted model, not a curated record. NCBI's taxonomy places the organism in Eukaryota, Metazoa, Mollusca, Bivalvia, Ostreida, Ostreidae. Gene Ontology annotation, cellular component: plasma membrane. Gene Ontology annotation, molecular function: peptide hormone binding; G protein-coupled peptide receptor activity. Bases 63 to 791 code for a protein of 242 amino acids. The transcript is spliced from 6 exons.